This is a messenger RNA of Schistocerca cancellata (South American locust), 1847 nucleotides long. RefSeq lists its product as uncharacterized. The transcript has a single exon. The coding region runs from base 345 to 1781 and encodes 478 amino acids. Gene Ontology annotation, biological process: GPI anchor biosynthetic process; protein localization to plasma membrane. Gene Ontology annotation, molecular function: glucosaminyl-phosphatidylinositol O-acyltransferase activity. NCBI's taxonomy places the organism in Eukaryota, Metazoa, Arthropoda, Insecta, Orthoptera, Acrididae. The record is from RefSeq and is a predicted model, not a curated record. Gene Ontology annotation, cellular component: endoplasmic reticulum; membrane.
UGCUGGGCGGGCGGUGUUACGUAGUACAAGUACGUACGAAAUGUUGUGUGGAAGUAUGUGGUGGACUUUUUGAGAAGCACAAUUUGGGUUCUGUGUGUAUCACUCUAUUUGGAAUGUAACACAACUAUCUGAGAUUCAUCUGGAGCCAGCUUCCAGCAUUGACGUGAAUUCUAUUAAUGGGUGUAAUAUUAAUAAGAAGAUAAAAGUGUAUUAGAAUAAUUUACCCUGUUAAUCCACAACAUUUCGAAACACCAUCAGAGUCGGUGUAACAAUUUACGUAUCAGAUGAUCAGUGCGUGUUUUUCACAGUAUUUUACGGAAUUUGUGAGCUAGUAGGACACUGUAAUGAUGGACAGCGUACAAUACAAAAAACUUCAGAAUGACCAUGUAUCAAAUCUUAAUGGAACAACUCGUUUUGAAACCAUAUUACAAGUGGCACCUAUCCCAUUCUCAACAUUACUUUCGUUGUUAGCGGUACCGCUAUUGGUGUCCGUCAGAUGCGGAAGCCGCACAGCGUAUUUUGUUAAGUUUUCUGCCGAAUUUUGUAUAUUAGUUUUGCCUAUUACCUUAACACUGACAGUCCUUAAUGAUGUGUUACAUUUGGUUAUUAUUUUCUUAAUAUUGCUGGUGUCAUUAGCAACAUAUACACAUACAAGAAACUGUCAUCGCACAGAUUAUUUUAAAUAUUUACAAGAACUUUGGGUAUCGAAAAUUUCUUCUAAGAAUGUGCCCUUUGUAACCAUGUUCAGAGCAAUAACGAACCUGGUAACUGUGCUGUGUAUAUUAGCCGUGGAUUUCACAAUUUUUCCACGAAAGUUUGCAAAAACGGAAUAUUUUGGCUAUUCGGUAAUGGAUGUAGGUGUAGGUUUGUUCUGCAUUUCAAAUGCAAUUGUUUCUCCUGAAGUUAGACAUGCAAAUAAUCUGACAUAUAAUUCCUCAAAAUAUAUUUUAAAGAGUGUAAUUAGCUGUCUACCACUAUUUGUCCUUGGGAUAGCAAGGUUUUUCACAUUGAAAAACAUUGAAUAUCAGAUACAUGUUACAGAAUAUGGUGUUCACUGGAAUUUUUUUCUAACCCUUGCUUUUGUGAAGAUCUUUUCAUCUGUGAUACUAUAUUUAAUCGGCUUUGAAUAUGUAGGGUUAUUGUCAGUAUUAGUGUCAUUUUUUCAUCAGUGUUUUCUGAAUGCUGGCAUUCAAGAGUUGGUACUCUCCCACAACAACACACGAUCCAGUUUUUUGACUGCUAACUGUGAAGGACUUGCUUCACUUGCAGGUUACCUAGCUAUUUAUUUUGCCGGAAUGUAUAUUGGUGGAAUUAUCAGAGAUACAGGGAGGCUUUUCUGUGACUAUGUGCAUUUAACAUUAAAACUUGCACUUGGAAUUGUGAUUAUGUGGGCAAGUACAAUUUUGGCAGAGUACUAUUUUGGGGUAUCACGCAGACUUGCCAAUACUGGCUAUGUAAUUUGGGUUCUGUGUGUAUCACUCAUAUUCUUCGAAAUGUUUUUGUUUUGCUCUCUUGCAGUUCAUUCUAUAAAAAUGUAUGCAACUAAAAUGACAAGACAGUUGGAAAUUAAUUAUGUACCAAUGCUGUAUGAGGCUGUGAAUUUUAAUGGCUUGGCAUGUUUCCUGUUCGCAAAUAUUCUUACUGGUGUAGUAAAUUUAUGCUUCUACACACUAACCUGUUCAAAAUUUUCUAGUAUUAUCACUGUCAUAUUGUACAUGGGCACUGUAUGUUUAAGUAUUGCAGCACUCUACUGGAAGAAAAUAAAGCUUAAGUUUUGGUGAAAAUUGUUUUGGUUUGAAACAUGAUCUUAUGAAUCAUGUGAAAUGUAGACGAUGUUAUAGCAUUAA